Messenger RNA from Necator americanus (New World hookworm), 783 nucleotides. RefSeq lists its product as uncharacterized. The record is from RefSeq and is a predicted model, not a curated record. The coding region runs from base 1 to 783 and encodes 260 amino acids. NCBI's taxonomy places the organism in Eukaryota, Metazoa, Nematoda, Chromadorea, Rhabditida, Ancylostomatidae. The transcript is spliced from 8 exons.
AUGUCACGUGCUCGAUCGUCUGCUUCACAUCGUCGAUCCUCAUCACCACGAUUCACAAGGAAAUUUUCCAAGGUUGGCUCGAUUCAAAGGACUUCAAUGUUUCGAGCAACUGUUUUUGGAGCAGCGGCCGGGUAUCUCACAUUCAGAGCUGGUCGACACUUCAUAAACGACCCUUCUAAGCCAAUCAUGUUUGAUUCACGUUCAUACUAUUGGAGCAGUGAUCUGCAAACACCAACAGAGGAGCUACCAGUACAAUGUGUGAACAGAAUCGAUCCACAAGAUCCACAAUUUGGUCGAGUUUAUUACGCCAAUGAAUCUCGACCAACGGAAAUCGUUUAUGGUUGUGCGGAAGGCGAUUAUUGCUGCGGUUAUGACUGCUGUCAGGAAGGAACGUUCUUCACAAGCCUCUUCAGACUUCUCAUACUGAUCCUAGUCUUCUCUAUUGUCGGCCAUCUGAAGUAUGCCUGGUUUCCGUUUGCCUUCGACCAAGAACCGCGUACCUCCCAUCGAAUGCCUUAUUUCUGUGAUCAGCUAGCAUUGUGCUGCUACACAACGGACGAGACGCGACGUCUCGCAGGAUAUGGAACAGUGACAUACGAAGCAAGCAGAAGUGUAGGAGCUGAGCCGAAUCCACCGCGUUCGCUUGAAUCGACAGAGGCAGGGACUCUUCUCACAUAUCAGGAUAUGGACAGUGGAAUGGAUGCAUUCUGUGUGAGUUCUGGCCCUAUAGUAGAGUCAAAACGACAUGAUGCACAGUGCAGUUGCGUAAGUGGUCGAGCUUGA